AUGCGUUACUGGGCACUCGUGCCCCAAAUCUCUGACCCGUCCAGCGAUGGUCCCGCGGGUGGGGCCGUGGCCCGGGCCUGCGAGCAGUACAGCACCAAGGUGUACGCCUGUGUGCACGGGGACCGCGCCAUGGGGCCCGGGGCCUGGACCCUGGUGGGCGUGGGGCACCUCCUGCUGCUUGUGUGCAUUGUGGCCCACUGCCUCCUGCCUGACCUCAGGACCCUCCAAGGCCAGUAUAUACUGUGCAUGGUGGUCACGCUGCUGCUAUACAACCUGAUGCUCUUCCCUGCUUCAGCCAUCGACUUCCCUGCCAGCCACGUCGCCUGUAUAGCUCUCAGUGAGUGACCUGCCAUCAAGUACUUCUUCUUCUGCGGCGUGUUCCUGUGGUUCUCAGUCGUCUGCUUCGACGUGUGGCGCACGCUCAAGCGGGGGGAAGACGUUGGGGGACGUCGCAGGUUCGUGCUGUACAGCACCUACGUGUGGGUGCUGAGUGCUGUGCUCACCACAGCUGUGCUCGUCCUCAGCAUCAGCACGGGGGCUGAGGCACCCGCCAGCUCCCCAGCCAACAGCCUCCCCAUGUGCUCCCUGGGACGUGGCGUGAACCUGGUGCUGCAGCUGGUGCAGAGCGCCACAAUCUUGGCGUGUGGCGUGAUGCUGGUGCUCGCCUCAUGCCAUCUGUGCCACUACACUAAACUGGGAUGUGGCUUACCCAGAGCCGACGCCACGAUGUGGCUGUACCUUGUACCCCCAGGCUGUACCCUGUACCCCUGUACCCGCAGGCUGUGGCAGUUCGUGGUACUGGAGAGCGUGGCGGUGUUCGCGGUGCUGGUGUACCGCAGGUCCGUCCUGAAGGUGGCGUACCGCGCCGCGUACCGACGGUGCUUCUGCUGCAGGGACGAGAUGGGGGACCACGAUGGAGGG
Molecule: messenger RNA, 921 nt
Organism: Hyalella azteca
Lineage: Eukaryota; Metazoa; Arthropoda; Malacostraca; Amphipoda; Hyalellidae
Exons: 7
Source: RefSeq, a predicted model, not a curated record